This is a messenger RNA of Ogataea angusta, 2271 nucleotides long. RefSeq lists its product as uncharacterized. The record is from RefSeq and is a predicted model, not a curated record. Gene Ontology annotation, molecular function: carboxypeptidase activity. The transcript has a single exon. The coding region runs from base 1 to 2271 and encodes 756 amino acids. Lineage: Eukaryota; Fungi; Ascomycota; Pichiomycetes; Pichiales; Pichiaceae.
AUGACUGAUAAGAAAGAAAUGAAGGAAAAAGAGCUACUUUUGGAUCCUGAGGCAGGACCUCAGACCGAGAGGAGCCUGAGCAAGCCAGGCAGAGCUCAGCAAUGGCUCCGCAACCCCGUUGUGAUUGUCCUACAGAUGCUUAUCUUAGCACUGUUCUGCCGGUUCACCCUGGACCGGUUUCACCACUCUGCUCAACCAGAUCCCGUUCACAAGACUUUCGUGGGCUAUCUUGGCUCGCUGGAAGAGAAUUUUGCUGGCACAUGGCUGAAAGAGUACUCGAAUGAGACCCAAUUCCCAGGCACGGAGGCAAACAUCAAGCUUGCCAAUUGGACAAGAGACAAGUUCCUUGAGUUUGGUCUGGAGGCGGAGACUGACCUCUACACUACCUACAUAAGCUACCCCGUGUCUCAAUCGCUGGAUCUUUUAAGUGCAGGUAAUGGUUCCGUCGUGUUCAAGGCUGCUCUUCGGGAAGACAUUUUGGAAGAAGACCCAACGUCCCUAAAACGCGUGCCGGCCUUUUUGGGCUAUGCGGCCUCUGGUGAUGUUGUGGGAGAGUACAUCUACUGCAAUUACGGCACCAAGGAGGAUUUUGACACGUUGAGCGAACUAGGAGUGAACGCAACAGAUAAGAUAGCGGUGAUUAGAUAUGGCAAGAUUUUCCGCGGCCUGAAGGUCAAGUUUGCGCAGGAUUUCGGUUUCAAGGCCGCCCUGUUGUUUACAGAUCCUAAAGAUGAUGGACAGGUGACAGAGGCUAACGGCUACAAGGCCUAUCCGGAAGGAAUAGCCAGAAACCCAAGCGCCAUCCAGCGCGGCUCUUCGCAGUUUCUUUCUGUGUUUCCAGGAGACCCUACCACGCCCGGCUAUGCCAUCAAGCCGGGAGAAAACAAGACUAGGUCGACUCCCCACUUGACGACCCCAAAGAUCCCGGCCAUUCCUGUUUCCUACAGAGACGUCAUUCCUAUUUUGGAGAAACUCUCUGGACACGGUCCUAAGGUCGAGUCAUGGCCGACAGGACUCGUUCCUGGCUACGACUACGUCUCUAUUGGCCCAAAUCCAAACUACAAGCUGCACCUGACAAACGAACAGGACUUCAACAUCACCAACCUCCACAAUGUCUACGGCAAGAUCGAAGGACACAAAAAGGACGAGGUGAUCAUCAUUGGCAACCACCGCGACUCCUGGACUCCUGGUGCCGGAGAUCCUCACACGGGCUCGGCUGUGCUGCUCGAAAUUGCCAGGGCUUUGGGCAAUUUGCAAAAAACCGGCUGGAAACCUCAAAGAACCAUCAUGCUCGCAUCCUGGGACGGCGAGGAGUACGGCCUGCUUGGAUCUACCGAGUUUGGCGAGUACAACGCGCACGAUCUUUCCCAAAAAGUGGUUGCCUACUUCAACAUGGACGUCUCAGCUAUUGGUAACAUUUUGCAACUGGGAGCCUCGCCUAUGUUGUACGAAGUGCUGAGAUCAACAGCCGAUCUUCUGGAGUACCCGGGCACAGACAAGACACUGUACGAUCAUUUCAAGGACAACACCAACGACACUAUCAAAUCUCUUGGAUCCGGCUCCGAUUAUACGGUGUUUUUGGACCAUCUGGGCAUUCCGUCGGUGGACCUGGGUUUCACGAGCAACCGCACCGGUCCUGUUUAUCACUAUCAUUCCGUCUACGAUUCUUACCACUGGAUAGAGAAGUUGGUGGACCCUGGAUUUGUUUUGCACAACCUCAUGGCCAAAUACGUCGGUCUGGCGGUUUUGAAGCUCAGCGAGACCAAAGUCUACCAAAUGAAGGCCUCGGACUAUGCUGCUGAAAUCCAGCGUCUGUACGCGAAAGUGGAGGUUCCUAAACACUGGCUGAGCAGAAAUGUAGGACACUGUUCGAAGGGCGGGAGACUGGACGACCUGCUUUCGGACACCGAGCAGAACAUUGUUUCUUUAAAAGACGCUGCUGCCUCCUUCGACGAGGAAGCCGUGCAGCUGCAAACACAGUACGACAACUGGGACAAUCUGUCGUGGUGGGAGAAGCUCGCUCUGCAAUGGAAAAUCGUCAGGACGAACCACAAGCUGAAAUUCUUUGAACGCCAGUUCCUGAACCCAGACGGCUUGAAGGACAGACCAUGGUUCAGACACAUUAUCUAUGUGAGCGGACGCUACACGGGCUAUGCUGGCCAGCAGCUGCCCGGACUGGUGGAGCCGAUCGAGGACAACGACUACGAAACGUUUGUGCGCGGCCUCACGUUUUUCAACAACGUUGUGGACCACUUGGCUACACAUAUCUAA